AUGGCCAAGUCAAGAAGUACCAGUGGCAAGAAGAAGAACAACAUCCUGAAGCUCAAGGUACUAGUGGAAAAGCUGCAGACGAGCCUAUCGUUGAUCCGGAAAUCCAAUUUAAGUUUCCAAAACGACUCUACCUCAGUGCCGGAAGACGUUAAGGAAGGUCACUUUGCGGUGAUUGCUGCGGACGGGGAAAAUCCAAAGAGAUUUGUGGUGCCAUUAAGUUAUCUGGCUCAUCCAACUUUCUUGAAGCUGCUGGAGCAAGCGGCCGAGGAGUUUGGCUUUGACCACGAGGGUGCCCUAGCGAUUCCUUGUCUGCCAAGCGAGCUCGAGAAGAUGUUAAGAGAUGAGCAUGCUCAUCCUCAUAUUAUGGAGAAAGACUCAUCCUCAUCUAGCUCGGGUGUUUACUGGAGUUCUUGUAAAGCUUUAGUGCAGAGCUACUGA
Molecule: messenger RNA, 438 nt
Organism: Argentina anserina (silverweed cinquefoil)
Lineage: Eukaryota; Viridiplantae; Streptophyta; Magnoliopsida; Rosales; Rosaceae
Product: protein SMALL AUXIN UP-REGULATED RNA 51-like
Exons: 1
Coding region: 1-438 (145 amino acids)
Biological process (GO): response to auxin
Source: RefSeq, a predicted model, not a curated record